Daktulosphaira vitifoliae (grape phylloxera) is the source of this 1910-nucleotide messenger RNA. RefSeq lists its product as uncharacterized. Bases 53 to 1630 code for a protein of 525 amino acids. NCBI's taxonomy places the organism in Eukaryota, Metazoa, Arthropoda, Insecta, Hemiptera, Phylloxeridae. The record is from RefSeq and is a predicted model, not a curated record. The transcript is spliced from 3 exons.
UCGAAAUAAGUAUAUUAUAAUUAUUAAUUAAUGUAAUUAAAUUAUUUAGUUAAUGAAAUUCAAAAUGAUAUUUAAAAAUAUUAUUGUAUUAAUACUCAUCAAUUACACUCUAGGACUUUUGUUUAGUGAUCUUCAGUGCAAUUUUACCAUGUACAUGUUGAAUUAUUUUAAUCAUAAUGGUCGAUAUUUAAACGAAAUUAAUAUCAACAAGAAUAUGUACAAUGAAUCGGAUUUGAAAAUUUACGGGAUCUCAAUUCAAAAUCAUGCCGAAAUUGUUAUGGUAAUGUUAGAUGCGUUAAGGAAAUAUAAUAUUAAAAACUGCACUAACUAUUUCUCAAAAGAAUUAAUGACACUGAAUUUAUACUUCAAUAAUGUUUCGGGAUACACGGACAUGCUUGCAACAAAUGAGGAAGGUAAAAUAGAUCUUUCAGAUCUAAAAUCAAGUAUGCUUGAAGGCUACAUUAUUCUUCAUGAAUUUAUUUCAGUGCAAUUAGAAAAUUUCAUACAGAAUGUGUGUAAAGACGUUUCCUAUGAUAUUGUAUUUAUUACGUGUCCCGAUUACAAUGAAUCCGGCAGAUAUACUUUAGAAAACUUAAAUUUAUCUACAAAUAAACUUAAAAAUAGGUUACUUCAAACUGACGAACUACAAAACAUAACCGAACCUAAUAUAGAAAUGUUGAGAAACAGUUUUAUUUAUAAAGUUUUUAAAUUAACUUAUAAUAUAGGAGAGUAUAUCGAUUUUUUACCAAAAAAAAUACUACUUUAUGAUUUUAUGAUGAAUGGACAGCAAGUAUCCGAAAGAGACUUAUUAUCAGGUUCACAGUCUCGUUACUAUCAAAUAACAAAUAAUAAUCGGCCUAAGUGUGUUUUAGAUAUACUUCGGUUUGCACCUUUGACUAUAAAUUGUAAGGGCGGAAGUCAAGUUACACUAUUUGAUAUAUUCAGAUUUGUCAAGUAUAGUUUUUACAGACUUGAUAUACAAUCAUUCCAUACACUUGUAAUGACAGCAACUUUUCGCCCUAUUGGUUUACUCAUAAAAUAUUACAUAAAGGUUCUAAGUGGUUCAAUGAUUAUAUAUAAUUUCAAUUUUUCAAAUGGAAUUGCAAAAACAUUUUAUAAUAAUAUGAUCAUUAUUGGUAUAAGAACCAUUGAGUACCUACGAGAAUUCAUUGCUAUGGACAUUUUUGGGACUGAUCCAACUAAAUUUUUCAACAUUAUUUUUUCAAAAUUUAAUAUAUUAAUUAGAAAUUUUAUUAAUAUGAGUACAAAUGAAUAUUUUGUCAUAGUUUCUGAUAUUUCGAUAUUAUUAAAUAAGUUUUUAAAUCAAAAUAGGAUAGAAAAUACAAUUUCACAUGAUGAUAUAACAACUGGUAAUAUUGAUAAUUUUUAUACAGAAUUGAUUAAUUAUUUGGAACAUGCCAAGGAAUACAUUUUAGAGCUGAAAAAUAAUUUACAAUAUUUUAAUGCAAUUAAAAUUACUUUUAGUAUUGAUGUUUGGUUAAGAAAUAAGGCAUAUAUUUUACAUCCAUCUACAAUUGAAAACAUGUCCUUAAACAAUAAUUUAAAAAUUAGUUUUAAAAUGACAAAUAAACAACUAGAUAAUUAUUUAUUUAACUAUAUUGGACUAUAGAAGACGUCAUAUUGAAAAUAACAAUGUGUUGAAGACAUACAGAUCAGUUAUGUAAAAAGGAUGUGUAUUUUUCAUUAAACAAUAUAAAAGAUUCUAAUCAUACUCUAAUUGAAAUUAUAAAAAGAAAAAAUUUGAAUCAUGAUAAUCAAUUGAAUAUUACAAGUAAUCAAAAUGUUCAUAACAAAAAUGCAGUUAAUGAAAGUCAAAAAUCUCAAAAUAUGUUUUCCAAUUCUCCUAUAUAUUUAAAUAAUUAUAUACUUUUCUUUUGAAUAAAAAAGUG